ACAGCGUGAUAUAACCUGAAACGUGAAUGCGUGAAACACAAAUACGAAAUUUAAUGAAAACUACUAGAUAUACAAUAAUUUGAAUAAAUUGAAUCAUUUCUUCCUUUCCGUUCUUCUACAGUUUACAAGUAGUAAAAUUCUUGCAAGAAUGCUGUUAAAAUACGUGAAUCCAGUGCUUACUUACGGAAAACUUUUACAGAAUAAUCUUCCAAUACUAGUUGCUGCUAUUAAUCCCAAUAACGCUACACAAGUAGCGUAUAUGAGUAAACACUGGGAUCCAAGAUGGAAAAAGGAAAGGAGACAAAAAGUUAUUAAAAUAAAACUUCCCUCAUGGGAUGAAGAUGACGAAGAUCCUGCUAAUAUGGACAAAGAGCAAAUACGGUCACGUAUGAAGGAGCAUGGUUUUCUUCCUCAGAAACCUUGGCAGGAAAGACCAGCAUAUAUUGGUUGCACUCCAUCAGUUUUCGAGGCUUAUGUUGCUCCAGAAGGUGAUGGCAAAUAUUCUGCCGUUACCAAAGAGGGAGCAAAGCAAAAACUUACAUUCUUAGAAAAAAAGGGCAAGUCUUUAAUGGCCAUUAGAAAAAUUAAACAAUUUGACGAUACUUUUAAGACUUCAUAUUUUCUAGAGGAGGCCCUAGAUAUCUAUCAAAAGGCACAUGAAGCUUUAACCACCAAAAACGAAAGCGAGAUAAUAAAAUACGUUACAGAAACAGCAUAUCCUAAAAUAACAUAUAACAUAAUAGACAAAACUAUACAUUGGAAAUUCUUAGAGUCUUUGGAACCAGCUCGCCUUGUACACGCAAGAACCACAGAUGUAAUAACAAAAGAGAACGUUUUUGCACAACUUACUGUUCGAUUCCACACACAACAGGUUUUAGCAGUUUAUGACAGAUUUGGCCGUCUUAUUCAGGGAAGCAAAAUUCUGAGGAAAGAUGUAUUAGAAUACAUAGUAUUUGAAAAGCAUUUAGCUAAUGAAUAUGGUGUAUGGCGAAUUCAUGAUAAGAUUAUACCACCUUGGAUGACUCCAACAGACAUAGCUGAAGGCACAUAUGUUGUACCAAAAGAGAAACACGAUCCUGUACCAACUGAGCCGCAUCCUGUAGAAGCUACAUUAACAGAAGAUGCGCCAAAGAGUGAGGCAAGCGCGCAGCCUUCGUGAAUUCACAAUAUAUAUGAAAAAUAAAACUAUACUUUACUAAUCUUGCACGUGACAAAUAAUUCGUUAUUGAAACAAAGAAAGUUUUUUGAAGUAAAAAAAUUCAAAUUACAACUUUAAAAUAUACAAUAUAUAGAAACACUCAAAUGUUGAUCAGUGUUAUAAAAUGUAUAAAAAUUAUAAAAUUUUUUUAAUUUUAUUCAGUUUAUGAAUUAAUUAAAAAUAUUUAUCACAAAUAAAUCAAUAAAUAUGUAAAAUAAUAUUUCUUUGCAAAUCAUAUGGCGGAUGUUUGGUACGUUGCAACGGUUUUUUUUUUAACGAAAAAGGAAAUAAUUAGUCGUAAUAUACAAAAAACAUGAAUUGUAUAUUAUAUUUGACUGAAUAUAUAAAGGUCUUAAAUGUGUAUAAUUAUUCGCUGAAGUUUACAUAAAUUAACUUAGUCUAAGUUUCCGUGACAAACCUUCGAAACGGUUGUGAUUAUAGUCGAUAUAAAUUUCAAUUCGGAGGUUUGUCAGUUCUAAAAGUCUUAUUUAACUCAAUAGCACUUUCACGCACUCUCCGAUCAUUAUCCAUCUGAUAAACGGGCGUAGGAAUAAAAGUCACUGGACGAUGUCGUUAAGUCCAGUUUUCUUCUUUUUUUGUCCAACAAAUGGAACAUGUUUUUCUUUUUCAUUAAUACAAAAUUAUAAAAAGUAUAAUACAGUCUCUCUCCUUGAGUGCUUAGAUUCUACGUUUUCAUUCUCUAAUCUCUCUGCGCUAAUAUUCACUACCUUGAUCAAGUAUUAAUUUUGCAAAGUUUAUCAUCGGGUGUUGCACGAUCCAAGUAUCAAAUCGAGUAUUUUAGCGCCUGUUAUAAAUGUAUAUUAUACGCCUUAUACAUGAAUAACAUAAAAUUUUUAUACACGAACGCUGAUAAAAUUUUCCAUUUAACAUCGCUGAGUGGAGUAUUCGUGGAUAUUAAAUCUCAGUCGCUUGCGUCUUUGAGGUCAAAAAAUACUGAGUACGUGGCUGAAAGAGUAUAGUAUUGAACAAAAUUUUUAUAUAAAUUAUGUCUUAUUAAUUAUGAUACAAUUACAUAAAAAAUUUAUGAAUAUUGACAAUGCACGCUUCACACAUGAAACCUAUAAAUGCUAUAAAUUUAUUUUUAUAUUUUUCAUUGGAUUUUAUUUUUUCGCACCUCGAUAUAGAACAUAUUCUAAUUAAUUCAUAUACUGCAACUGCAACAAUAAAUUACAUUUUGGGGUAAAAGAGUGACCUCAAAGAUUUACAGAUAUAUAUGCGAUUAUUAUAAAAAUGUACAAAUUGAAUAUCUUCUUAUUAACAAUCAAUAUUCGCUAUCCGGAUUUUGGCAUACGAUAUGAUGAUUAUAAAAAUUGCUUUUUAGAAAACAUUUUCAUAUAUAUUCACAACACAUACAUACAUGCAUACGCACAUACACACUUUUUCUGUCGCUCUUUCUUCUUUUUUCUCAUUUUUGCUUAUUACAAUAUAUAUCCGAUUGCCCGCAUAUACGAAUCAUUUUGAACAGUUCUGUAAAGAUUAUUUGAAAACAUGAUUUAUAAGGAGUAUGCCUUAUAUAGAGCAUAACAAUAUUCCAUACAAUAUUAUACUCUUUAGACAGAGCAUGCACAUAGUUAAACAUUCGUUUUAGUAUCCUUGUAGAUAUCAACAUUCGUUGAUAUUGCAUGAAAAGAGAAUGUAUUUUUCUUUUGUGUGAAAUAGAAUUCUCUCAUUCAUCUUACAUAUCUUACGAAUAAACAUAUAAAUUAUACAUAUAUUCGGUAGCAUAAUGUUUCAAUGGAAAAGCUAUCUUCUCGUAAAAAUAAAAGCAUAUUUAAAAAAUUUUGUUCUAUUAUGUUGCAUUAUUAUAGUCACAAAUGGAAUCAUAGAGCACGAUAUCCGAUUCUAUGUCCCACAUAUAUAUUAAACUAGAUCAUAUUAAAUUAGAUAUAAAACAUUACAGAUAUAUAUGUAUAUAUACCAUCCACAAAAUAAACGAUAAUAUUAUAUAUUAUAAAAUACGUGUAUAUUUAUAACAAUAAAUAAAUGCAUAUAUAUGGCAGUGAUUAAGUAUUGUAACUACUCUGUGUAUCUAUGUUGCGUGUUCGAUACCAUUAAAAAAAAUCAUCUGAUAAUCAUGAGAAAACAUACGUUCUUUAAAAUAAGAGGAAAUAUAAAAUACGUGUAUAUUUGUAAAAAUAAAUACAUAUAUAUAUAUGGCAA
This is a messenger RNA of Monomorium pharaonis (pharaoh ant), 3379 nucleotides long. RefSeq names its product probable 39S ribosomal protein L45, mitochondrial (gene mRpL45). NCBI's taxonomy places the organism in Eukaryota, Metazoa, Arthropoda, Insecta, Hymenoptera, Formicidae. The transcript has 7 exons. Bases 149 to 1159 code for a protein of 336 amino acids. Gene Ontology annotation, cellular component: mitochondrion. The record is from RefSeq and is a predicted model, not a curated record.